Osmia lignaria (orchard mason bee) is the source of this 2481-nucleotide messenger RNA. It is a transcript of the gene Gas8, whose product is annotated as Growth arrest specific protein 8. The record is from RefSeq and is a predicted model, not a curated record. Lineage: Eukaryota; Metazoa; Arthropoda; Insecta; Hymenoptera; Megachilidae. Gene Ontology annotation, molecular function: microtubule binding; small GTPase binding. Gene Ontology annotation, biological process: cell motility. Gene Ontology annotation, cellular component: microtubule; Golgi apparatus; motile cilium.
GGUAUUAAUCAUUAUUGAAUUUGAAUGUGUUAUACAUACGGUGUCUUGAGAUGUAGACACAUUUUUUUACAAAAUAAUUUAUAAUGUGACAAACAAUAUCAUGGAAAUUAUUACAAGAAUCCUUGUAUAGCGCUAUAUAAACAAAUGUAUUUUACGAUGUGUUUAACGUUAUGGCUAAUAUUUAUAUAAAUCUACAGAAAUAACAGAAAACUUGUUUAAAGUUAAUUUCUACGGAACAGAAACAAAUGUAAUUUUCUUGUAUUAAUAAAUGCUUCCAUAUUUGGCAUGAAAUGUUAGAAAGUAUAAACUGUUGUUACAAAAUUAAAGAUACUGUUUUUACUGUGUUAUCAAAUUUGCAUGCAUUUACUGUGUUUUAUUGCAUUUUUUAUAUAUAAGAUUUAUAAUAAUAUAAUAACGUUAUUAAGAAAUAAAGUAUUUUACAUUUUAUAGUAUUAUACAGGGUGAACUAGUAGCACCUUAAUUAUUUUCAAAAUUAUAUAAGAGAAACAUUGUUAAAUGUUAUUAUAUAAAAAAAUGUGGUAUAACCCUGUAUACUAUAUCAUGUAUUUUACAUAUUUCCUGUGAGUCUCUGUUACUUAGCAACUGUUCUGUCAAAACACAGUAACUUCACUUUGAAGUCACAUAACGAUUUUGCAAUUACGUUUAUAUUACUUGUCAGUGAAGUUAUAAAAUAAAAAUAUCAGUGUUUUACAGUGAUAGUUUAUAUCAUCUUCAUUUGUAACUUGUUUCGCUAAAUUUUUAUUUUUAAUCACUGAAAUUGCAACUGAUAUCAAUUUUUGUGAUAUUUUAUUAUUCUUCUGAUAUUAACAUUUUGUAAAAAUGGGACCCAAAAAAGCAAAAGCAAAAGCACCUGCUAUGGUCGAUGGAGUAGACACAACAAAAAUGAACAGAGAACAGCUGGAAAUUUAUGCACAUAGGAUACUUGAAGAAAUGGAACGUGAAAGGGAAGAACGAAAUUUUUUUCAACUGGAAAGAGAUAAACUUAGAACUUUUUGGGAAAUUACAAGACGCCAGUUAGAUGAAGCACGUGCAACUAUCAGGAAUAAAGAACGUGAAAAAGAAGAAUUUGCAGAGAAACAUGAAGCGGAACUUAAAUUGUACAAACAGAAAGUGAAACAUUUAAUGUAUGAACAUCAGACAAGUUUAUCAGAAACUAAAGCAGAUCACAUGGUUGCACUUAAAAUAGCACAAGAUGACCAUGUUCUCCAAGAAAAUGAAUUAAUCAAAGAUAAGUUGGAAUUAAAGAGACUACAAAAAGAACAAGAUUUAGCACAUGUGAAUGAAAUACGUGCUUUGAAAUUGAAAAAUGCAGAGGAAACAGACAAACUGAUAAAACAAUUUGAAACUGAAGCUAUAGAGAUGGAACAAAAAUAUGAACAGAAGUUAGCCAAUCAGUAUGAAUCUCUUACUUUAAAACAUCGUAUGGAAAUAACUGAAAUAGAAGAGAGAAAAAAUACACAAAUUGCAAAUUUAAUCAAGAAUCAUGAAACCGCAUUUGCAGAAAUGAAAACUUAUUAUAAUGAUAUUACCCUUAACAAUUUGUCUCUGAUAAAGAGUAUGAAGGAACAAAUGGAAGUAAUGAGAAGCAAUGAAGAACGGAUGAAAAAACAAGUACGGGAAUUGACAGCUGAGAAUAAAAAAUAUUUUGCAGAGUUAAAAUCUCAGGAAGAAACCUUAGCACAUUUAACUCAUCAACUUGCAAAUUACGAAAAAGAUAAACAAAGCUUAGCAAGCAUUAAAAAGAGAUUAGCACUAACUUCGAAAGAUUUCGAAAAUUUAAAAUGGGAAAAUGAAGUACUAGAAUUACGUUUUGAAAAAUGUCAAUCCGAAAGAGAUGAAUUGCAUUCAAGAUUUGUCUCAGCCAUACUUGAGCUUCAACAAAAGACAGGAUUGAAAAACGUUCUCCUAGAGAAGAAACUUGAAAAGUUAUCGGAUUUGUUAGAACAACGUGAAGUACAGAUCAGCGAAGUGCUUGCUGCUGCUCAGUUAGAUCCAAUGGCUGUUGCCAAUGUUAAUAAGAAACUAGAAAAUAUGUUAAACAGAAAAAAUAGCGCGAUACAAGAUCUUCAGUAUGAACUAGCAAAGGUUUGUAAAGCGCAUGAUGAUUUGCUUCGAACAUAUGAAGCUAAGUUACAAGAAUAUGGCAUUCCAAAAAGUGAACUUGGCUUUCAACCGUUGAAAAUAAAAGGAAUAACUACAAAAUUGGGCACAGGACCAGCUGGUCUUGUUACCGCAAAUCGCUAGUCUAUAAGAUUUCAACAAACUGAUUUGUACUCAAUAUUUUAAUUACUCUGUAUAUAUAUAUAUAUUUUCGAUCCAUUAAUAAGUGUAUUUUUAGUAUUAGUGAAACAAGAUGCAGAAUAUCUUUAUUUUGUGAAACACGUGAUUCCAGUGCAUCUGUUUUAUUUUUCUUCCUUAGAAAUUACAUAAAAUUAUCACAGAAUGUACAGAGUAGAUCAU